AUGAUGUGCUCUGAUGAACCGGUUCAGUUCCAUGUCCCGGUUUUCGAUGGGACUCUCACUCCUACUGAAAUCCAUCAACUGUUGUCCAUCUUUGAGUCCGACUUUCCGGUCAAUUCUACGUCCGGUUCAGAAACAGGUCUAACGGUUUACUCGGUGGAAGAGCGAAGGCGGCGCAGAAUGAUAUCGAAUCGGGAAUCAGCCAGGCGGUGUCGGUGGAAAAAGAAGAGGCACUUGGAGGACCUCACGAACCAAGUGAACCGGUUGAGAUUAGAGAACCGGGCGUUAAAGAACCGGCUGUGCUUGGUUUCACAUCACUGUCUUGUUGCUCAGAGAGAGUCGGACCGGCUCCAAACCGAGUCUUUGCUGCUCCAGCAAAGACUGUCCGGUUUAUACCAAAUCAUGGUUGCCAUGCAGCUCCAAUAA
This is a messenger RNA of Camellia sinensis, 423 nucleotides long. Its product is annotated as basic leucine zipper 4. Gene Ontology annotation, cellular component: nucleus. Lineage: Eukaryota; Viridiplantae; Streptophyta; Magnoliopsida; Ericales; Theaceae. Gene Ontology annotation, molecular function: DNA-binding transcription factor activity; transcription cis-regulatory region binding. The record is from RefSeq and is a predicted model, not a curated record. Gene Ontology annotation, biological process: positive regulation of DNA-templated transcription.